Molecule: messenger RNA, 4365 nt
Organism: Puntigrus tetrazona (Sumatra barb)
Lineage: Eukaryota; Metazoa; Chordata; Actinopteri; Cypriniformes; Cyprinidae
Gene: grm2b
Product: glutamate receptor, metabotropic 2b
Exons: 6
Coding region: 753-3377 (874 amino acids)
Biological process (GO): regulation of synaptic transmission, glutamatergic; G protein-coupled glutamate receptor signaling pathway
Cellular component (GO): membrane
Molecular function (GO): group II metabotropic glutamate receptor activity
Source: RefSeq, a predicted model, not a curated record
GUAGCUGUUUCGCCCGAGCCUCACGAAUGCAUGAAGCUCGAACCUUGAACACCAACAACCGUGACUUAAAACUUAAAGAUCAAACCGUAACAGAGGCACCCACCGUUCGUUACCGGUUCGCUAUAUCCGGGCAAUAUUGUUCAAUAACAGCCUCUCAAGUUUCAGUGAAAGACAUUGGAAAGUCGUGACUGGGAGAACCGGAGCGCGGAUCCGUGGAGAUUUAGUUAGAGUUUAUUAAACCUCUCACGAUGGCAGGUGUGCGGACCGAAUUCUUGCGCUCUCACAAAACCCCGAGACUGAGGAGAAAGCCGCGGACUGGCCACUGAGUGGACUUAGGUGGGCUGAAGGGGGUGCUUGCGGCGCACGUCGCUUUUAAUGAGAAAGCGUUCAUCAUUUCGAGCGAAUUCCACUGUGCACAGGUAAGAUCUUCCUCCUCCUCCUCCUCCUCUCGCCACCCCCCGCGCUUCGUCAGGUCUUUGUUUCAGCACCAAGGACAGAUCCGAACACAUCAAACACCCGCACCUGUGGGGGGGACGCCAUGAACGGAAGCUGAUUUCCCGCUAACUUAAAAAAGCGAAAUCAAGUUUGCAUCAGCGAAACAAGUUGCACGACGUGUUGAAUUUCUUCGAUUCUUCACAGGUGGAGAAGAUACCGAGAUGCAUCCACAGUCGACGACGGACUUAGUAAACAUCUCAAGCAACUAAAAGCACCCAGGGUAGUUAUAAGAGUUAUAACCUCUCAUAAACCCUGUCAUGGCCGGUGUUGUACCCAUAUUCCUGUUCCUGUUGAUUCCUCUGGCCCAAACGAGCCCCAGGUACGCCCCUCCUCUGGCCGGAACCAAGCGGGAGAUCAUCAUGGAUGGAGACCUGGUGAUCGGAGGCCUGUUCCCCGUGCACGAGAAGGGCGAGGGGACCGAGGACUGCGGCAAGAUAAACGAAGAGCGCGGAAUCCAGAGGCUGGAGGCCAUGUUGCUGGCGCUGGAUGAAAUUAAUCAGGACAACCGCAUCCUGCCCGGAUUGAAGCUGGGAGCGCAUAUACUGGACACCUGCUCUAAAGACACGUAUGCACUGGAGCAGUCGCUGGAGUUUGUGAGGGCUUCUCUCACUAAAGUGCAUCAGCCUGGCUUCAUCUGUCCGGACGGGUCAAAUCCUGUGCCGGACGAACUGCCUCUGGCCAUCUCUGGAGUGAUUGGAGGAUCAUAUAGUGAUGUUUCUAUACAGGUGGCAAACCUUCUUAGACUCUUCCAGAUUCCACAGAUAAGCUAUGCUUCCACGAGUGCCAAGCUCAGUGACAAAUCCCGUUAUGAUUAUUUUGCCCGAACUGUCCCACCAGACUUCUAUCAAGCUAAAGCCAUUGCUGAGAUCCUACGUUACUUCAACUGGACCUACGUUUCCACUGUAGCCUCAGAAGGAGACUACGGUGAGACAGGUAUCGAUGCGUUUCAACAAGAAGCCAGAGUACGGCAAAUCUGCAUCGCAACUUCAGUAAAAGUCAGCCGUUCAGUAAACAGAGGAAAUUAUGAAAAUGUCAUCCGCUCACUUCAGCAAAAAGCCAAUGCCAAAGUAGUGAUCCUCUUCACCCGAAGUGAAGAUGCAAGGGAACUGCUCGCUGCUGCAGCUAGGAUGAAUGCUACGUUCAUUUGGGUGGCCAGUGAUGGCUGGGGAGCCCAGGAAAGCGUAGUCCACGGCAGCGAGAAGGCUGCUAACGGGGCUUUCACCAUUGAGCUUGCUUCGUACUCCAUCAGGGAGUUUGAGGACUAUUUCACCAAGCUAACACCGGAGCUGAACACAAGAAACCCAUGGUUUAGGGAAUUCUGGGAGCACAGGUUCGGCUGUCGUCUACACGAACAUGGAUGUGCCAGUAAUAGUCUGAGGGAUGGGUCAUUUAAGCCAGAAUCAAAGAUUAUGUUUGUGGUGAAUGCAGUCUAUGCAAUGGCCUAUGCCCUACACAACAUGCGACAAGCGGUGUGCCCAAAUACCACAAAGGUUUGUGACGCCAUGAAGCCAGGCAAUGGAAAGAGAUUCUACCGGGAAUUUAUUCUCAAGACUAAGUUUGAUGCCCCUUUCAGGCCCGCUGACACUGAGAAUGUGGUCCGGUUCACUUCAUUAGGCGACAGCCUGGGUCGCUACAACAUCUUUCACUACCGCCAAGAGGAAAAUAAGUUUGUCUACCGAAAGGUAGGCUACUGGGCACAAGGCUUAGUGCUCAACAACAGUCUGGUGCCUUGGUCUGGUGGAGUAGUUCCCACCUCCCAGUGCAGUGAUCCAUGCCAACCCAAUGAAGCUAAAAGCAUGCAGCCUGGGGACGUGUGUUGUUGGAUUUGCAUCCCAUGCCACCCCCACCAAUAUCUCCUAGACGAGUUUACCUGUAUGGACUGUGGAUUUGGAGAAUGGCCCCUUGCUAACCUGACAGGGUGCUAUGAGCUUCCAGAGGAGUAUAUCCACUGGUCAGAUGCAUGGGCAGUAGGACCCGUCACUAUCGCCUGUCUAGGGAUGCUGUGCACUCUUGCCGUGGCUGGGGUUUUCUUUCGAAACAACGACACUCCGGUAGUAAAAGCUAGUGGUCGAGAACUUUCAUACAUCCUGCUGUUGGGUGUGCUCCUGUGCUAUGCCAUGACCUUCAUUUACAUUGCCAAACCUUCGGCUUUUGUGUGCGCCCUGCGACGUCUUGGCCUUGGCACCUCCUUUGCUGUUUGCUACUCAGCUUUGCUAACGAAGACCAACAGAAUUGCCCGGAUCUUUGGAGGGGCAAGGGACAGUGCCCAACGACCACGGUUUAUCAGCCCUGCCUCUCAAGUAGCAAUUUGUGCCGCUCUGAUCUCCGCCCAACUGUUGGUUGCUCUUAUCUGGCUGCUCGUUGAGGCCCCGGGAGUGAGGAAAGAGGUGGGUCCAGAUCGGAGAGAUGUGGUCACUCUGAAAUGCAACAGCCUGGACUCGAGCAUGCUGGUGUCCCUCACAUACAACUGCAUCCUCAUCAUCCUCUGCACCUUCUAUGCCUUCAAGACCAGGAAGUGUCCAGAGAAUUUCAACGAGGCAAAGUUCAUUGGCUUCACCAUGUACACCACCUGCAUCAUCUGGCUGGCCUUUCAGCCCAUCUUCUACGUCACUGCCAGUGACUACAGAGUGCAGACCACUACCAUGUGCAUCUCUGUCAGUCUGAGCGGCUCUGUGGUUCUCGGCUGCCUCUUUGCCCCCAAAAUCCACAUUAUCCUUUUCCAGCCUCAGAAGAACGUGACUACCCUGAGGGCCAAAGACAACCGAUUUUCCACAGCAAUCACCGCACCGAGCUCCACCUACUCACAAGCUUCGGCCUCUACCAUAGUGCCAACCGUGUGCAACGGGCGAGAGGUGGUGGACUCCACGACGUCAUCGUUGUGAAGACGAAUUUAAGCAAGAUGGGGCCAAUUUUCUAUCUCAUCUUUAAAAAAAUCAGGAGAUGAGUGCCAUUUCUCAGACUUUUCCUCACUCUAAUCGAGUACAUGCAGUCAAUCGAAGUUCUUCAUCUGAUCUGAAACCUUAAAAAAACGAAACAAAACGUGUCCCAAAUGAUCCUGCGGUCAACUCUUGUCACGACCAAGCAUGUUUUUGUCUUUCAAUUACACAAUAAAUCUAUUCUUUAUGAACAAGAGCUUGGGAAGAACGAGGACCAUUGUAAAUGUGAUUAUAAAUCCAUGUGCUAGUCUACUAGAUUUAAAGCCACUUGACAAAAACGGAAACAAAACACGAUGCCGAAACUAGACUUGGCAUCGAGUGUCCCCCGAUUUAUGUACACUACAAAAGAUACUGACUAGUCUUACGUAAUGUUAACAUGUAGACUUUGAGUUCUCGAUCUUUAUAACUGCAUUUUGUUGGAAUACAACGAGGUGUUGGGGAAAGGCAUGAUAUUCGAAUGUUCAAGUCUCGUGAUUCAUUGCAACCACAGGACCUUCGGCACCGAUGAGACUUACGCAAAAUAUAUGACUAUUUUUUAUGUACCCCAGGGUAUGUGAUUUUAGAUGCUGUAUUCUCAGUAAAUGGGAGACUGUAAACAAUUUCUCAUUUUAGUUUGGUGAUAAAAUAGUCCAAUUUCAUUUGGAGAUGAGUUUGUUGUCCUUUUAGUGUUGUGGUAAAAAAGUCUCACGUUCGGUCCUCACGGAAUAGUUUAGGUGUCAUUGCAAGAUGAAAAAAAACAAAACAGAACAAAAAAAAAAAAAAACUAACUAUAUUCUGUAUUUUCCUUUUUUGAACUUGCAUUAAAUUCUUAGUGGUCAGUUUUGAAAAAGAUUAGGUAACGAUACAUGUUUUAAUGUGAACUUUGGUGAACCAGUCAAUGUUAUACUUGUAAUAUAUGUAAAUAAAUUAUUUUUUAAAAAAACUAUAACUGAAG